Eurytemora carolleeae is the source of this 1019-nucleotide messenger RNA. RefSeq lists its product as uncharacterized. The transcript is spliced from 2 exons. The coding region runs from base 153 to 707 and encodes 184 amino acids. NCBI's taxonomy places the organism in Eukaryota, Metazoa, Arthropoda, Copepoda, Calanoida, Temoridae. The record is from RefSeq and is a predicted model, not a curated record.
UUCAAAAUGGUAAACCAUAUUUUCGAAUUUCUCAGACUAAUUAGUAGGUUUAAUAGUUACAGUAUUUUAGUAGUUAUAGUAGGUUUACCUAGAAUAUUAAUAAAAUCAUGUUUAUGUAAAUAUGCCGAUGAAGAAGUCGUCAAUUAAAUCUCAUGUUUAUUGGGAGAAUAAUUUUUGACACAAUAUUUUUCCUAGGUGUUGCAUUUGUCUUCAACAAGAAGCUUAGAAACUAUGUAAAAAGAGGAAUAAGAAAGGUUUCUCUGAACUCUCUCAUUUAUGGUGUUUGGAGACCUUGUUCAGCAGCUAGGCAACCAAGAAGAAAUCAAAGAACAACACCAUUUCAAGUUAACCCAGUCAGAAAUCUGACAAGAGCUCCUAGACAGGUGCAUCCUAGUAAUAGUAGUGGUGAAGCAGGUUUAACCCUGAGUGAACCAAGAAGAAACAUCAGCCCAGAGAAAGGAGUCAGGUAUCCACCUGGAGAAAAUACUGGAGUAAUAUCUCAUGUUCCUUCCUCAAGAAUAAUCUAUACUACUUCAGCGGAGAUUCAUUUGCAACCUGCAGAAGAGCAUCAAUCAAAUUCUACCAAUUUAGAACAAACUCAAGAAUAUUUUGAAAUGAAUACCAUCAUAACGGAUUUCCAUCAAACAAUGAGUAGUAUAGAAGAGAAUUCUUUAGCUGGAGAAGAUACUAGAAGAAUGUCCUUCUAGAAUGAUUUGUGUCUCUUCUGUUCGUAAUGAUUCUGAUCGAGAAGAGGAGAAUAUUUAUGAGCAAGAUUCAAGUUUAGAACUUACUUAGGAAGAUCCAGUACUAGAUCAUAACUUUCCUUAAUUUGCAUCAAAAUAAAGCAGUUUAGUUGAAAAUUCUGUAACUGAACCUUUUUCAAUACUCAAUGAAAAUCUGUCUUGGAAGAUAUCAUCUUUGUUUACUUGAUUUAAAUGAAACAAAAAGUAGCACUGAAAGAAAACUGAUUUUGAAAAGGCUUUUACCGAAUUUUAGCCUGAUUAGUUAAAAGGUCUAAA